AUGGGCAAUAUUGGUAGCAGAGUUGAUGAAGGGUCACUCCUGUACCUAAAGGAUCAAACAAGGUUCUUCAUUAAUUCCGUUGUCAUCAGCAACAGUCGCGGUAGAGUUCUGCUCACUGUCGCACCGAAUGGGUACCCAGCCUCACGUCUUAUUGGCAAACCUGACGCGACAGACUAUCGACCGAUCUCUUACAUCCAAGACCCUGAUUCCCCAGCCCUUGUAUUUCUUCCAAGACUGGAUCUUGAAGAUGAAUUAGACUUUCGAUUCAUAUUCGUCAGUCGACAGAAUUCCGCCCCCUUACCCGCCACACCCUCUACGGCGACUGCCGCUGUCGAUACAACCAUCAAUGGCCUGACUUUUGCAUACGCCCCGAACGGCAAAGAAUUGGAUACACUGGUUACCCGGGAAUUCCAUGCAGACCCUAAUCUCCACAAGAAUUCAAAUGUACAAUUUAUUGGCGACUUUGGAACAAACGGAAGCCCUUCCGUGACAUACGAAUGGAAUUGGCGUUGGAAACCUCCGAAGCCCUACGAGGACCGAGGCGGUGGUUGGCGCAACUGUUGCAGUUUCCUCGAGUACGACUCCAGAGCGCACAGACUAAACACUCUUGCGUCCUUUUCCUUUUGGGUGAAUAACGCUACUCUGCCGAGUCUGACACCGCUUGCUUCCCCCAAUGUUGAUCUUAUGGUUCCCCCGCCAAAACAGCGCCUGCCGUCUUCUCAAUCGUACCAGUCUGCAGUCAGUGACUCGGAGGGACCGUCUGAUCAUGCAAAUCCGCCGUCCCCACAUGUCUAUUCGACAGACUUCAGUUCUACCGCCUCAACUGUGGCACCCCCAGUCCCAGUGAUCGACGUCCAGUGUCAGCGGCCCGGAGGGGACGUCAGCGCAGUUGAGGAUGGGCCGUUAUUCAGAGCCACGAUGAAAUCGUUAGAGCAGAAAACGGGUACCAUGAGGGUGCAAAUCAAGAAGGUCUUGAAGAAGGCAGAAGCCGCCCAACAGGCGCAAGCUGAGUGCAAUCAAGCUAUGUCCGCCUUCCUGAGCGCUCUCCAAGAAGCAUCGGCCUCAAACGCCACCGCUUUUAAGCCCGCCCUUGACCACUAUUUCACGAACAUUGCGCAGAGGAUCCUUAAGUAUGAAAAAGAGAACAGUGUACUCUUGCAGAAACAGAUCAUCGAACCCAUCUCCAAACUCUACAACCUCGACAUCAAGCAAGCCGAGGCCAAGAAGAAGGACUUCGAAGACGAGAGCCGGGACUACUACGCCUACGUCAGUCGGUAUCUCGGUCAGAGGCAAGAUUCGCUCAAAGACAAGAAACGCGCAGAAAGCGAUUCGAAAUAUCAGACCAAAAAGCGCAAUUUUGAGCUCAAGAGAUUUGACUAUUCAACUUUCAUGCAAGAUCUCCAUGGAGGACGCAAAGAGCAAGAGCUUCUCUCCCAGCUCACGAAAUAUGCCGAUGGUCAGGCAAAGUCGUUCCUGGCAGCGGCCAAAAAGGUGGAUAGCCUCAUGCCACGACUGGAUGCUCUGGUGAAAGAAGUGUCCGAGAUUGACAAAGAGUACAAUCUACAGAGGACCGAGCGAGAGGAAAAGCGCAGAAACUUGGAGAUGAACGGACCUAUCCCAGUGGAGCCAGAGCCGGUGCACCUUUCUACGAGCGUGGCGAGCCACACCCCAGCUCAGAACGGACAUACAGGGUCUACUUCUGACACUGACCUGAGUAGGGCGGACAGUGCUAGCUCACAGUUCGGCCGCAGUUCGGUCAAGACUCUAUCCCCUACCAGUAGUUCAACAUUGCAAGGUCCGCCGAACGCCAUUUUGUCAACAUCACCGGGGAGCUCUUCGAUAAUGCCGACGCCAAACAAGUUCAAGGGUAUUCGUGACCUGGAUGAAAACUCGGUGUUGACGACUGAUAGAUCAACUGUCGGGAAACACCGGAAAGAAGGGUUGCUGUGGGCACUGAGCAAACCAGGCUCACAUAUAGAUCCAAAGGGUAUCAACAAGCAGGCCUGGCACAAGUUUUGGAUCGUGCUUGAUCAGGGCAAACUAUCAGAGUACAGCAAUUGGAAAGAUAAAUUGGAUCUACAUCGGGACCCUAUCGACCUGCGGAUGGCUUCAGUGCGGGUCGCACGAGACGCAGAACGACGCUUCUGUUUCGAGGUGAUUACUCCUCAGUACAAGCGAGUUUACCAGGCCACGACCGAGGAUGAGAUGAAUAAUUGGAUUAAUUCCAUCAACAACGCUCUUCAAAGUGCGUUCGAGACUGGCCCUCGCACGGCUCAGCAACCACGAAAAGAGCCCAAUGGACGCGAGUUUGGAGCUAUGUUGACCGGGAAGAGCUCAUCUCAGUCUGGGCCGCACGGUUACUCACAUCGCACUGAUACUUUCGGAGUGUCGCGGCGGACAACAGUCGGUUCCAGACCCACGUACAUCCGCUCAACCAGUAACACCUACGAGGAAAUCCCUUCCAAACUCCUUGAUCAGCUCCGAAACAACGACCACGGGAACAAGUAUUGUGCCGAUUGUGGUUCUACUUCUAAGGUUGAGUGGGUUUCUCUGAAUCUGGGCAUCAUUUUGUGCAUUGAGUGUGGAGGCAUCCACCGCUCCCUGGGAACUCACGUGUCAAAGAUUCGAUCCCUGACUUUGGACGUUCAUUCCUUCACGGUCGAUAUUGUCGAGCUUUUCAUGCUGAUCGGCAACCGAAUCAGCAACAUGGUCUGGGAAUCCUUGUUGGACAAGUCCAUCAAACCCGGGCCUAAUGCCACGAGGGAUCAGCGGCUAAAAUUCAUCACCGCCAAAUAUGUUGAGAGGGCUUUUGUCGAGCCAGUAUCUCAACAUGGGACAGCGGACGACACCUUACUGACAUCGAUUAAGAAGCACGAUAUUCAGGGGGUUUUACUAGGCCUCGCCCAGCGCGCCAACGUCAACGCUCACGACCGGUCGAGAAACACGCACGCCGUCUUUCUAGCCCUUGCGGCCGCCGACCCUGCUCGGCCAGUGUCCUCUCAUUCUGCUACACCCUCACCUGGACUGAAAGCAUUCCCAAUGGCGGAACUAUUAGUACAGAAUGGAGCGGAAAUCCCGAUCGAGCCACCCCCAAUACCAUUAUCGCCAGCCGCACAGCUCUACAUAGACCAACGCACGUCUCGAGCGCCCAGGAAUCAUUCCGGCCACGGCGACACACUCGGCCCUCUUCCAGCCAUGUCCAAGGCACCACCGUUCCCCUCCUUUGAUGGCACCACAAAAUUGCAGAAACGAGGUAGUGCCGGUGCAAGAUUUGCUGGGAAAGUAACGGGACUGGGUGAACGAUAG
Molecule: messenger RNA, 3306 nt
Organism: Capronia coronata CBS 617.96
Lineage: Eukaryota; Fungi; Ascomycota; Eurotiomycetes; Chaetothyriales; Herpotrichiellaceae
Exons: 4
Coding region: 1-3306 (1101 amino acids)
Biological process (GO): regulation of DNA-templated transcription; intra-Golgi vesicle-mediated transport
Cellular component (GO): endosome; cytoplasm; trans-Golgi network
Molecular function (GO): sequence-specific DNA binding; GTPase activator activity; protein binding
Source: RefSeq, a predicted model, not a curated record